AUGAGAGACGCUUUGCCUGUUGAGACGAAAGUAGCAGCUAGUCUCUAUUAUGUAGCAGAUGAAUCUAAAUAUAGAAAGGUAAGUUAAUUAAUUAACACAACAGCACUUAUUUUUAUUAAUAAUAUCUGUAUUCUUUUGAAGGACAUGUGGACAAUGUGUUUUUGGGACUUUGUCCUGAAUUAAAAAAUUGCUACUAGUUGUCGGCCACACAAUUUGUUUGGCACAGACAGUUUCUUCUAUUAAUUUGAACUUGUAAUUUACAAAAUAUUGAAUUUGUUUCGCUAUAGAAAUCCCUUAAUUUAAAAAGUAUAGACUCUCACAGUACCAAUUAUACAUGUGUAUCAUAUGUCACUUUCUGUAAAUGUCCACAAUAUACACAUAGUACUAAUUAACCUACUAUGCCUGCAUGUGCCUAUUUUUAACUCUACAAACAUCUGAACCAUAGAAAUAUUAUGUCUAUUAUUUCUAUGAUCUGAACAUUGGCAAUGACAUGUCCCAAUUAGUUGUUAUGGUUCUUUAUGGUUGUUUAAUACAGGUUACUUGCACUAUGUUUAAAUUUCACACUAGCUCCAAAAUAUGGGCCCCCCUUGGACCCAUGAUAAUAUAUUUGUAGUAAACAGUCUUCAAAUAUCUUUUUUUAUCUUUUCAGGUUGCAAAUGCAUUUGGGAUUGGCAAAACAACUUUGUCAAAAAUCCUACGGUCUGUUUGUUUGGCUAUAGUAGAGCUACUUGGGAAAGAAUUCAUUAAAAUCCCUACUGAUGAGAAUGACAUAACCAGCCUAGCCAUUCAGUUUUAUACAGUUUUAUAUUCCCUCAAUGUAUUGGGGCUAUAGAUGGGACUCACAUCCGUACCAAACAACCGAAAGGAAAAUCGUCCGAGUACAUUAAUCAAAAGGGCUGUUACAGUUUAAAUGUCCAAGGAACUUGUGAUCAUAAGUAUUGUUUUAUUGAUGUGGUUAUUAAAUGGCCAGGCAGUGUCCACGAUGCCACCAUGUUUGUUAAUUCCCCCAUAUGCAAAAUGCUGAAGAAUGGAACCAUACCACCUUGUCCUAAAGUCAUUAUUGAAGGUGAACCAAGCAUUCCCAUUUGUUUGCUAGGUGAUCCCGCCUAUCCACUUAACACAUUCCUUAUGAAGGAGUAUGAACUUGGAGGAACAACUGAAGCUGAACAAUUUUUCGGGUUUAGACUUACGUCUGCACGAAUGGUCAUUGAAUGUGCCUUCGGACGAUUAAAGGCUAGAUGGGGUUGCCUCAAGGGAGUGGUUGAUGUUGAUUUAGAGUUUGUCCCAACUCUGAUUUAG
This is a messenger RNA of Paramuricea clavata, 1299 nucleotides long. The record is from the annotation of a GenBank genome assembly. NCBI's taxonomy places the organism in Eukaryota, Metazoa, Cnidaria, Anthozoa, Malacalcyonacea, Plexauridae.